AGACAGCUGAGCCGCCACCUUCAUCGUACUUACGUUCAGCCUCUCUUCUGGCGGGAACAACAAAACACCGCAUUCUCUUCACGCUUCUCAUAGUUUAUGCUCCUAAAAACCAGCAACGCGAUGUCCUGGUUAACAGUAAAGAACGUCGUCAUAUCAGUCUCUGGCUGGCGGUAUUUGCUCCACUUUCUCCGGCCGCCUCUCCACCGAUACUGCUGCUCGGUUUCCUCCCCGCAUUUUCCUAUCACUUGGCGGUGUGACCAGAUUCAUUGCUUCAACCGGAAAAAGCUUUAUGCAACGUCUGCAAUUACAAACAGGCACUUAGAGAGUGUACCCGAAGAAAAGAACUAUGCUCACAUUAUGUGGUGGAAGGAGACAGUGGAGAGGUCGAGAAAGCCUUCUUCUAUUAAACUAGUUAAGAGGCUCACAUAUUCUAAUUUGUUGGGUGUAAAUUCAGACUUAAGGAACGGGAGUUUGAAAGAAGGAACACUUAAUUGGGAGAUGUUGCAGUUCAAGUCUAGAUUUCCUCGUGAGGUUUUGCUCUGCAGAGUAGGUGAGUUUUAUGAGGCUGUAGGUUUUGAUGCUUGCAUCCUUGUGGAAUAUGCUGGUUUAAAUCCAUGUGGUGGUCUUCGUUCAGACGGCAUACCGAAAGCUGGCUGUCCUGUUAUGAAUCUUAGACAGACUUUGGAUGACCUGACAAGUAAUGGAUUUUCAGUUUGCAUUAUUGAGGAAGUUCAAGGCCCAACUCAAGCUCGCUCUCGUAAAAGCCGCUUUAUAUCUGGGCAUGCACAUCCUGGCAAUCCUUACGUAUUUGGACUUGUUGGAGAUGAUCACGAUCUUGAUUUUCCAGAGCCAAUGCCAGUAGUUGUCCUAGGAAUAUCUCAUUCAGCUAAGGGGUAUUGCAUCACAUCUGUUUUAGAAACUACGAAGACUUACUCCACUGAGGAUGGGCUUACCGAGGAAGCCUUGGUUACUAAGCUUCGGACUACUUUGUGCCAUCAUUUAUUUUUGCAUACUUCAUUGAAAAACAAUUCAUCAGGGACUUCUCGCUGGGGGGAGUUUGGUAAUGGUGGUCUGUUGUGGGGAGAAUGUAAUGCAAGAAACUAUGAGUGGUUGGAUGGUGAUCUAACCAAUGAGCUCUUGUCUAAGGUGAAGGAAAUUUAUGGUCUUGAUCUUAACGCCACAUUUAGAAAUGCUACUGUUGUGUCAGAAAACAGACCCCGUCCGUUGCACCUAGGAACUGCUACCCAGAUAGGUGCUAUUCCGACUGAAGGAAUUCCUUCUUUGCUAAAGGUGUUGCUUCCUGCACAUUGCACAGGUCUACCUGUCCUGUAUAUAAGAAACCUGCUCUUGAAUCCACCUGCAUAUGAGAUUGCAUCCAAAAUACAACAAGCAUGCCGACUUAUGAUGAGCGUAACCUGUUCACUUCCUGAAUUUACUUGUGUGUCCUCCUCAAAGCUUGCCAAGUUGCUCGAGUUGAGGGAAGCAAAUCAUGUAGAGUUUUGCAGAAUAAAGACUAUGCUGGAUGAAAUACUGCAGAUGAAUAGACAUAAUGAACUUGCUCAAAUUCUACAUUUAUUGAUAGAUCCUACUUGGGAGGCUACUGGCUUAAAAGUUGACUUUGAUUUGCUGGUAAAUGAAUGUAAGAAUGUGUCUAGUACAAUUGGUGAACUUAUUUUUCUAGAUGGAGAAAGUGAUCAGAAAACAAGUUCCUCUUCUAUUAUUCCUAAAGAUUUUUUUGAAGACGUGGAGUCUUUAUGGAAAGGCCGUGUCAAAAGGGUUCAUUUGGAGGACGCUUACGCAGAAGUUGAGAGGGCAGCGAAUGCCCUAUCAUUAGUUGUUACAGAAGAUUUCCUGCCUAUUAUUUCGAGAGUAAAGGCCAUGAAUGCUCCACUUGGAGGGCCUAAGGGGGAGAUUUUGUAUGCUCGAGAUCAUCAGGCAGUAUGGUUCAAAGGGAAGCGUUUUAUUCCUUCUGUUUGGGCUGGGACCCCUGGAGAAGAUCAAAUUAAACGGCUGAAACCUGCUGUGGACUCAAAGGGAAAGAAGGUUGGGGAUGAAUGGUUUACCACAAUGAAUGUGGAAAAAGCAUUAGCAAGAUAUCAUGAGGCUAAUGCUAAGGCCAAGCUGGAGGUACUGGAAUUGCUUAGAGGGCUUUCUUCUGUGUUACAAACUAAGAUCAAUAUCAUUGUCUUUGCAUCCAUGCUUGUUAUAAUUGCGAAGGCCUUGUUUGCUCACGUGAGUGAAGGGAGGAGGAGGAAAUGGAUUUUCCCAAGCCUCAUGCAACUUCAUGGGUCCAAGGACUGCAAGCCACAUGGUGGGGUUAUUAUGAUGAGGAUAUCUGGUCUAUCACCUUAUUGGUUUGAUGUAGUGCGAGGUAGCGCUGUACAAAAUUCAGUUGAUAUGCAAUCACUUUUUCUGCUAACCGGGCCAAAUGGAGGUGGAAAAUCAAGCUUGCUACGAUCAAUUUGUGCUGCUGCAUUGCUUGGGAUAUGUGGAUUCAUGAUUCCGGCUGAAUCAGCUGUCAUUCCUCAUUUUGAUUCCAUUAUGUUACACAUGAAAUCUUAUGAUAGCCCUGCUGAUGGAAAAAGCUCAUUCCAGAUUGAAAUGUCUGAAAUACGUUCCCUAAUUAAUGGAUGCACUUCAAGAAGCCUAGUACUUAUUGAUGAAAUAUGCAGAGGAACAGAAACAGCAAAAGGAACAUGUAUUGCUGGCAGUAUUAUAGAAACUCUGGAUGAGAUAGGCUGUUUGGGGAUUGUAUCAACCCACCUGCACGGAAUCUUUGAUUUGCAUUUGAAUACCAAAAAGACAGUGUGCAAAGCAAUGGGGACAGAUUAUAUUGAUGGUCAACCUGUACCGAAUUGGAAACUUGUGGAUGGAAUCUGUAGAGAAAGCCUUGCAUUUGAAACCGCUCAGCGAGAAGGAAUCCCUGAAAAGAUAAUUCGUAGGGCUGAACAGCUCUACCAAUUAUAUUAUUUUAUGCAAAGUUCAUCCUUAAUGAAUAGAACCUCUGAACCAAAUCGUUUUACUGUUCAACCCAAUACAAGUAGCAGUGAUGAAGUGGCUGACAAAUUCAAUGGUUCAAAAGAAGAGUUCAUGUCUUCCACGAGAAAAUCAGCAAACAUAAAGAAAAUCAUUUGGAAGGAACUAGAAAAUACUAUUACCACGAUUUGUCAGGAGAAGUUAAUGGAACUCCAGAAGAUGAAACACCCGUCUGAACUUGCUGUUAAGUGUUUUAUGAUCUCUGUGAGAGAACAGCCCCCUCCAUCGACCAUUGGUACUUCAACUGUAUAUGUGAUGCUUAGACCAGAUAACAAACUUUAUGUUGGACAGAGUGACGAUCUUGGGGGCCGAAUCCGUGCUCAUCGCUCAAACGAGUUAAUGGAGAAGGCGAGUUUCCUCUAUUUUUGUGUCCCUGGAAAAAGUGCGGCUUGUGAACUGGAAACUCUUCUGAUAAACCAACUUCCCAAGCAUGGUUUUCAGCUAAUUAAUGUUGCUGAUGGUAGACACAGAAAUUUCGGAACGUCUCACCACUCCUUGGAAGCAGUGCCAAUAUAUAGAUUAACUAAUUCACCGCAUUGAUGUUAGGGUCUAGCUUUUGUAUAGUAGAAGUGUUUUUUUUUUCGCACAAUUUUUGCUCAUGAUUUUGGGGGGCUUUGUAGGUUUCAACAGGGCAGAGUGGCUGCAGCAGUUUUGUUCAAAUAUUAUUUGGUUGCUCCACUCAUUAUUCCAUCCUGUAUCUUUGUUGCCCAUUUAAUUGAGAAAGCGUUCUGCUGCUAUA
Cuscuta europaea is the source of this 3775-nucleotide messenger RNA. NCBI's taxonomy places the organism in Eukaryota, Viridiplantae, Streptophyta, Magnoliopsida, Solanales, Convolvulaceae. The record is from the annotation of a GenBank genome assembly.